Prosopis cineraria is the source of this 1928-nucleotide messenger RNA. Its product is annotated as nuclear transport factor 2-like. NCBI's taxonomy places the organism in Eukaryota, Viridiplantae, Streptophyta, Magnoliopsida, Fabales, Fabaceae. The transcript has 9 exons. Gene Ontology annotation, molecular function: mRNA binding. Bases 317 to 1645 code for a protein of 442 amino acids. Gene Ontology annotation, cellular component: ribonucleoprotein complex; cytosol. The record is from RefSeq and is a predicted model, not a curated record.
UUCGCGGCCUCGCAGUUGCAGAACAACACACCUGAAAAGGGAGGAAUCAUCCGCCCUCCUUAGAACGCCGUCGUUUCGGAGUGCCGUGGUGGGCCUUGCUGGAAAAUAAUCACAAUAUCGCAAAACUAGCCCUAAAAAUAAAAACUUGGGAGACGGGUGAUCGAAGAGGAAAAACUCCUUCGUAGCUCAACCGCCUGCUCCGCCUUCUCUCUCUUCUUUCCUUCCUGCGCUCCGACCCCUUUUCGGGGUUCGCUCUCACCUGCUUUCUCCUUCUCUCUUUAUCCCUCUCUGAGAUCCCGAUCUCUUCCUUUGAGAGAUGGCAGUAGCAGACGACGUCCCAACUCCACAGAUGGUGGGCAAUGCUUUUGUGGAGCAGUAUUACUCUAUUCUUCAUCAACAACCACACCUUGUUUACAGGUUUUAUCAUGAGACUAGUGUCCUAAGCCGACCUGAAGAAGAUGGUAAAAUGAGCUUGGUGACCACGAUUGAUGACAUUAACAAGAAGAUCCUCUCUCUAGAUUACACAAGCUUUAGGGUGGAGAUUCUGAGUGCAGAUGCUCAACCAUCAUAUAAGGAUGGGGUGAUGGUUGUGGUGACUGGCUGUUUGACUGGAGAUGAUGAUCUGAAAAGGAAGUUUACCCAGUCAUUCUUCCUAGCCCCACAGGACAAAGGCUACUUUGUUCUGAAUGAUGUAUUUAGGUAUCUUGAUGAGCACAAAUCUGUUGACUCCCAUUCUGUGCCUACAAAUGAUGCUGAUGAAAGUGUUCCAGCAGCUUCUUUCACUCCAGAACCUGAGCCUACUCAUGUUCCUGAAAACAUUGCACCUAGUCAGGCUGUUGUUGUCGACACUGAGGCUAAUGCCAACGAAGAAGUGAAUCAACAAUUAGAUAAUGGGGAGUUAUCAGUAACUGAAGAGGUUGUGGAUCCUAAUACUGUGAAGGAGUCAAGUCAGCAGGAAAUUCACCCAGUCAAUGAGAAAACUGCUUCUAACACUCAGGAGGAUACUCCAAAGAAGUCCUUUGCGUCCAUUGUGAAUGCUUUGAAAGAUAAUGCUGCUCCAUUCCAUGUAAGGAUUUCACCAGCAAAACCUGUAGAACAACCACGUGUAUCUAGCACUCCAGUUCCUGAAGUACCAGCUCCCAGCAGUAACCCUGCAUCAGAAAAGAAUAAUGAAAAUGCAGGCAAGGCUUAUGCAAUAUUUGUAGCAAAUUUGCCCAUGAAUGCAACAGUAGACCAACUUGAACGGGAAUUCAAGAAAUUUGGGCCCAUUAAACCUGAUGGGAUUCAAGUUAGAAGCAAUAAGCAACAGGGAUCUUGUUUUGGUUUUGUGGAAUUUGAAUCGGCUAGUUCAAUGCAUAGCGCACUUGAGGCUUCUCCUAUCAUAUUGGACAAUCGCAGACUUUCCAUUGAAGAAAGGCGAGCUAAUAAUGAUAGGGUGAAAUAUUCAUCAGGACGGGGCGGAUACCGAAAUGAUAGCUACAGGGGCCGGAGCAAUUUUGGUGGUGGUCGUGGCUAUGCUCGGAAUGAUGUUGAAAAGCGAGGCGAGUUCUCAGGUAGACCUCGAGGACGCAAUGGAGAAACUGUGCCAAGGGCCUAUCAAAACGGUGGUAGAGCUGCUGCACGUCAGGAAGUGAAAGUGCAAUAGAGAUAAUAAAAGCACAUCCUUCACAGAGCAAAUUUUGAGUGAUAGCUAAGAGUUUUUCUAUAGGUAACGGCACAUUGAAUUGAGGAUUUUGGCUGGAUUAGAGAGUUAAUUGUUUGAUUUUAGCUUAGUCAUGGUGAUUCUACUGCUCAUUUAUAUUUUUAAGCUACGAGAGUUUGGUCUACUAGACCCCACACUUGUCUCUUCCCAAUUUUGCAUUUUUGUAUCAAAUUUUCUGCAACUAUUCUUUCGGAAUUGGUCUAAAUUUAUUUGCUAUUUUUCUGCA